AUGGAGGGUCUUUUCUUCAAUGUGAAUUCUGGAUAUCUCGAAGGUAUUGUUCGAGGAUAUCGGAACAGCCUUCUGACCGGCCAGAACUACUCCAACUUGACACAAUGCGAAACCAUUGAUGAUGUCAAGCUUCAACUUGGUCCUGCCUACGGCGACUUCCUCGCCUCUCUACCCCCGAACCCCUCCACCUCCUCCCUCGCUGGCAAAAUGACCGACAAGCUAGUGUCGGAGUUCCGAUACUUAGUCGCACAGGCAACUGGAUCAACAGCCCAGUUCCUCAAGUACCUUACUUACGGUUAUAUGAUCGACAAUAUUGCUCUCCUGAUCACCGGUACUCUGCAUGAGCGUGAUACCCGAGAACUCCUGGAACGAUGCCAUCCGCUCGGCUGGUUCGAGACCUUGCCCGUUCUAUGUGUCGCAACCAACAUCGAAGAGCUCUAUAACUCAGUCUUGAUCGAGACACCAUUGGCGCCAUACUUCAAGGGCAGCCUGAACCACCAGGACCUGGACGAGCUGAACAUCGAGAUUGUUCGCAAUACUCUCUACAAGAACUACCUCGAAGACUUCUUUAACUUUGUUAACACACACCCAGACUUCGCUGGUCCCACCCAGGAAGUUAUGACUGAAAUCCUGCAGUUUGAGGCGGAUCGCCGCUCCAUCAAUAUUACUUUGAACUCCUUCGGCACGGAGCUGUCCAAGCAAGAACGGAGGAAGCUGUACCCGGAAUUUGGCAUGCUCUACCCAGAGGGUAGCUUGAUGCUGUCUCGAGCAGAAGAUAUCGAGGGUGUGGCUCUGGCCGUGAGUGCUGUCGCAGACUACAAGGCCUUCUUUGAUGCCGUGGGCCUUAACCAGGGUGGAGGUCUUGGUGGAAUGGGUGGAAGUGAUGGAAAGAGUCUUGAAGACCUCUUCUACCAGAAGGAGAUGGAUAUGUCGAAGCUAGUAUUCACCCGUCAGUUCACCCCGGCGGUGGUGUAUGGGUGGAUGAAGCUGAAGGAGCAGGAAAUCCGAAAUGUUACCUGGAUCUCGGAGUGCAUUGCUCAGAACCAGAAGGAAAGAAUUGGUAACUUCAUUUCUGUCUUUUAA
This is a messenger RNA of Penicillium angulare, 1083 nucleotides long. Its product is annotated as H(+)-transporting V0 sector ATPase subunit d. Gene Ontology annotation, cellular component: vacuolar proton-transporting V-type ATPase complex; proton-transporting V-type ATPase, V0 domain; fungal-type vacuole membrane. The record is from RefSeq and is a predicted model, not a curated record. Gene Ontology annotation, biological process: proton transmembrane transport; vacuolar transport; vacuolar acidification. Gene Ontology annotation, molecular function: proton-transporting ATPase activity, rotational mechanism. The transcript is spliced from 4 exons. Bases 1 to 1083 code for a protein of 360 amino acids. Lineage: Eukaryota; Fungi; Ascomycota; Eurotiomycetes; Eurotiales; Aspergillaceae.